AUGUACAAUGAAACCUCGCUAUCCACCGCUGAAGCCCGGCGGCUUAAGAAGCGAGAGCUAGAUCGCAAAGCUCAGAGGUUAGCUCGUCAAAGGACAAAAAGCAGAAUUGCGCAGCUGGAAAGAACGGUGGACCAGCUACGACAAAGCGACUCAAAUGCUCAGGUGCAUACAUUAAUUGACGAGUUGGAGAAAGUGACAAAGGAGAGGGACAAUUUAUUACAAGUACUCGACUUUCUGGGUUCAACCAUCCGUAGUCAUCUUGGUGACUCAAACACUAGCGCGGCAUCAACCAACGAAGCUUCGUCGCACACCACACCGAGAGCUGAUGGACCAGAAGAACCGAGUAGCUCCACGGCCCCAAUUGAUGCUGCUUCAGGGACUAAUGGCUCUUCAGUCAUGGAAUUCCCAUUGGACACACCGUUAACUAAUCCCUUCGCUUACAACAGCUGGAUGUAUCCCGUCAGCAACGGUCCAUAUUCGACCUCCAUGGCCUUUGACAACCCUAUCCUUCCAUCAUCUGGUCACGUCUUUAUGAACAUUCAACCUCUUCUACCAACCCUUCCAACUCCCGCCCACGAAGACGACGAUGCUAUAGUCCCCAAAGCUGCAGUAUUGUGUCACUGCUCGAGCCCCACGAACUGCGCGUCCAGCUACCACGGCGUGAAGCCCAAUAUUCGGCGUGCAAUUAACGAAACACAUAAGUACAAUCGCAGUACUUGUGACUGGUCAACUAUCGAUUGA
Molecule: messenger RNA, 741 nt
Organism: Fusarium poae
Lineage: Eukaryota; Fungi; Ascomycota; Sordariomycetes; Hypocreales; Nectriaceae
Exons: 1
Coding region: 1-741 (246 amino acids)
Source: RefSeq, a predicted model, not a curated record